GGUGACUGAGAAGUCUGUGCCUGCUUCCUGAGGACUGCUCCGCCAUGCAGUGGCUGAUGAGGCUCCGGGUCCUUUGGGGCACCCACAAAUCCUGCCACGCCUUCCACCUGGCCCCUCGGACCUUGCGCUUCCCGUCUGUAUCAGCAACUGGCGCCCCGAGAUGGAAUGACCAUGAUAGACCUGAGAAAUUUAACUUUGCAAGUGAUGUCCUGGACUACUGGACUCAAAUGGAGAAGGAAGGCAAGAGAGGCCCCAACCCAGCCCUGUGGUGGGUGAACAGCCAAGGAGACGAAGUGAAGUGGAGUUUCAGAGAGCUGACCGACUUCACCUGCCGCGCAGCCAACGUCUUCACGCAGACCUGUGGCCUGCAGCAGGGAGACCGUCUCGCCUUGAUUCUGCCUCGAGUGCCUGAGUGGUGGCUGGUGGCCAUUGGCUGCAUCCGAACAGGGAUUAUCUUCAUGCCAGGGACAACCCAGCUGAAGGCCAAGGACAUUCUCUACCGACUAAAGCAGUCUAAUGCCCAGAGCAUCGUGACCACAGAUGCCCUUGCCCCAGAGGUGGACUCUGUGGCUUCUGAGUGUCCCGCUCUGAAAACCAAGCUCCUGGUGUCUGACCACAGCCGGGAGGGGUGGCUGGACUUCCAAUCUCUGAUUCAAUCAGCAUCCCCAGAUCACACCUGUAUUAAGUCAAAGACCACGGACCCAAUGGUCAUCUUCUUUACCAGUGGCACCACCGGCUUCCCCAAGAUGGCAAAACACAGCCAUGGACUUGCCUUGCGACACUCCUUCCCUUCAAGCAGGGAAGUACUGCAGCUGAAGGCCUCUGAUGUCCUGUGGUGCCUGUCAGAUCCAGGCUGGAUAUUGGCUGCUGUGGAGACCAUGAUUGAACCAUGGACAGCAGGGUCUACAGUCUUCAUCCACCAUCUGCCCCAGUUUGACCCUAAGGUCAUUGUGGAGACACUCUUUAAAUACCCCAUCACCCAGUACAUUGCUGCGUCCUCCGUAUUUCGAAUGAUUCUGCAGGAGAAUUUUGGCAGGUUCCCCACUCUGGAGCAUUGCUCUACUGGCGGGGAGGCCGUGCUGCCCGAGGAGCAAGAGAAGUGGAGACAACGGACCGGCCUUCUGCUCCACCAGAUCUACGGACAGUCGGAAACGGGACUGACUUGCGCCACUCCCCGGGGAUCACAGGUCAAGCCCGGUUCCAUGGGGAAAGCCAUCCCACCCUUCGAUGUCCAGAUCAUCGACGACAAGGGCAACAUCCUGCCGCCCAACACUGAGGGCAACCUUGGCAUCAGGAUCAAGCCCACCAAGCCCAUCGGCCUGUUCAUGUUGUAUGAGAAUGACCCAGCGAAGACAGCCAAAGUGGAGUGUGGGGACUUUUACAACACUGGGGACAAAGCAACUAUUGACGAAGAGGGCUACAUCUGGUUCCUGGGGAGGGACGAUGACAUCAUCAACGCUUCUGGGUACCGCAUUGGGCCGGCAGAGGUGGAGAACGCCCUGGCUGAGCAUCCGGCGGUGGCUGAGUCAGCUGUGGUGAGCAGCCCGGACCCGAUCCGAGGGCAGUUGGUGAAGGCCUUCAUUGUCCUGACCCCAAAGUUUCUGUCCCAUGACCCGGACCAGCUCGCCAAGGAGCUGCAGGAGCACGUGAAGGCAGUGACAGCCCCGUACAAGUACCCGAGGAAGGUGGAGUUUGUCCCUGAGCUGCCCAAAACCGUCACUGGCAAGAUCAAAAGGAAUGAACUUCGGGAAAAGGAGUUUGGUCAGAUGCAACAGCAGUAAAUUCAGCAUCCCUUCUGGGUGUGACCUUGGGCACACCCCUGGCUGUCUCGGUGCCCCCACAUGGCGGGGCGAGGGGGGAUGUUGAGGCUGAUGGGGAAGGGCCCAGGACGGCCAGCAUUCCCGCAUUUCUGUUCCUUUAAGUGAACAUCAGUCACUACCCUGCCUCCAAGGCUCUUGUUCCUUUGGAUGCCCAGGUGGGCGCUCAGAUCGGGGCUGAAGAUAAUAAAGUGCUGACAUCGACAUCA
Messenger RNA from Myotis lucifugus (little brown bat), 2026 nucleotides. RefSeq names its product acyl-coenzyme A synthetase ACSM1, mitochondrial-like. Gene Ontology annotation, cellular component: mitochondrial matrix. The record is from RefSeq and is a predicted model, not a curated record. The transcript is spliced from 13 exons. NCBI's taxonomy places the organism in Eukaryota, Metazoa, Chordata, Mammalia, Chiroptera, Vespertilionidae. Bases 45 to 1781 code for a protein of 578 amino acids. Gene Ontology annotation, molecular function: fatty-acyl-CoA synthase activity; fatty acid ligase activity. Gene Ontology annotation, biological process: fatty acid biosynthetic process; acyl-CoA metabolic process.